GGAGGGGGCGACCCUGGGCUGGGAAGCAGUCGCCGCCCCUCCGCCCGCCUUGCCUCCUUCCCUCCCAUCCAAGCCGCGUCUGCCUCCCUCUGCUCUCGGUCUGCUCUCCGGCGGGGGCUCGGAGGGGACGAUGCAUCGGGCGGUGCUCUCCCUGGCGGCUCUGCUGGGCAGCCUCCUCCUCUGCCUCUGCCUCGCCUGGCUCUCCGCCGACGGCUCCAGCGGGGCGAGGGGCUGGGAGAAGGAGGUCCGAGCCACGACGGCGGAGAGCAGCCCCCGAGUCAUGAUGAUGAUGAUGAGGUCCCUCCGGUCGCCCAGCGCGCCCCUCCGACGCCCUCCGCCGGGGUCGCUUGCCCCCAACAGAACACCUUCUAAUCAAACGGGGACUCAGAAGUCUGAGCAAGUCUCAAAAUGCAAAGAAAUGUGGAACAACAAUUGGUCAUCAUCUAUCAAGAAGAAAAGGUAUUCUGAAGACUAUUAUUUGCAGAUAGUUGGGAAACUACAGAACUGUACGUGGAAGAAGAGACCACAAGAAUAUGCCAAAUUCAGGUCAGAACUCACUUCAUGCUGUGAUGCCAUCCACAACUUUAUCUCUUCUCAAAACAAUACCCCACUGGGAAGCAAUAUGAGUUAUGAAGUGGACAAUAAGAAAACCAUUCAUAUCACAGAGGAAAUAUUCAAAAUGCUGCCUGAGUCACAGCCUCUGGAUUAUCCCUUCAAACAAUGUGCAGUGGUUGGUAAUGGUGGGAUUCUGAAGAACUCCAACUGCGGAGCUGAGAUUGACAAAUCAGACUUUGUAUUUAGGUGUAAUCUUCCCCCGACUGAGGGAAGUGUCAGUCAAGAUGUGGGCAAUAAGACAAACCUUGUGACUGUCAACCCGAGCAUCAUAGCUCAGAAGUAUAAUAAACUGAAUGAAAAGAAAGCCACUUUCCUGGAAAACAUUGCAAGCUAUGGAGACGCAUUCCUUUUGUUACCAGCUUUUUCCUUCAGGAGCAACACUGCCACUUCGUUCAAAGUACACCACACUCUGAGAGAGUUCAGCGCAAAGCAGAAGGCCAUCUUUUUCUACCCCAGAUACCUAAAAAAUCUAGCUCAGUUCUGGAGGACUAAGGGCGUCAAAGCUUACCGGUUGUCAUCGGGUUUUAUGAUCACCAGUGCUGCUGUGGAACUGUGUGAGAACGUGAAGCUAUAUGGCUUCUGGCCUUUCUCAAAAAGCAUAGCAGGCAAUCCUAUAAGCCACCACUACUAUGACAACCAGCUACCUAAGCCUGGAUUUCACGCAAUGCCCAAAGAGUAUAACCAAAUUCUCCAGCUCCAUGGAAGAGGAAUCCUCAAGCUACAGCUUGGCAAAUGUCACACUGAGUAAUCCAAGAGAUAGAAAAUACGUGUACACCCUUGUGGCUUGAUGUUGGAUUUGAUCAAAUGUCAACUUGUGAGCAUUAUUUGUGCCGUUAUAAUCGGAAAUAUUUUGCACUUAAAGACGGUGGUCUUAUUUCUUUUUUGGUAAUUAUAGUGAUGUCUGUGAUUUUAGAUUCUUGAAAUCUGACCUUUUUUUUUACAUAGAUAAAAUUUUUCAAACCCCAGAAUUUCCUCUAUAAGAUAACAAAGCACAAUGUCAGGAUGGUUGCUGUCAAUAAUGGAAAGGUCUUGCUUUUUUAGGUGUUAUAUCUGUAAAUAUAUUUACUGUUUCAUUUAUGCCAUCUAAGAUGGUAGAAGGUUGAAUGUCUUUGUAUGCUACUGUGUAACUGCAACCUUUUGGCUGGUCUGCAAAUAAUUAUGCUGGGUUAGACAUUCAAUCGUGAUUCUUCCACUUGUAGUCUGGAGUGGUACAGUCCACAGUUAUAAUAGAAGAUAUAGAAGAUGGAUGAACUAUUGCAUAAAACAGUGAACGAGAUACUGUUUGUUGUUUAUUUAUUCAGUCACAUCCGAGUCUACGUGACCUCAUGGACCAGCCCACGCUGGAGCUCCCUGUCGGCUGUAGCCACCCCCAGCUCGUUCAAGGUCAAGCCAGUCACUUCAAAGAUACCAUCCAUCCAUCUUGCCCUUGGUUGCCCCCUCUUCCUUUGUCUUCCAUUUUCCCCAGCAUCAUCGUCUUCUCCAAGCUUUCCUGUCUUCUUAUUCUGUCACCAGAGUACUUAAUCUUUGUCUCUAAUAUCCUUCCCUCCAGUGAGAUACAGUAUCAGUAUCAGUGAGAUACUGAUAAUCAGAAACAAUCUAUGAUGCGGUGCCAUUUCAGGGUGAACCCCUCCUCCCUGGAUUGUCCCUUAACUUUAGUACCUCGUCCACUAUUUUAUGCAAUAGCUCAACCAUCUUCUUGAACAGUUAUUUAGUUAUAUGUAUGUAAUUAAGUAACAUCUCCUGGCCUUGAUCUCCUAAGUUCACCUUAAAAGCCAGCAGUCACAAUGAGCAGAGUGCAAAAUAGAUGGAUUUUCCAUGAAUGGAUUCACCAAAAAGGAGAACUACAAUGAGAAAUUAUGAUUGGAAUACAACUUCUGAUCCCCACAGCCUUGCUUGCUGUUGAAAGAGAACUGGAAACACGAUCCUAUUUGGGUUGCUGUGAAUUUUCUGGGCUGUAUGUCUAUGUUCCAUUCUGUCCUGACAUUUCACCCACAUCUAUGGCAGGCAUCCUCAGAAAUUGUGAGGUUCAAAUCCACGGGAUGGGAAGAGCUCCUGUUGUUAGCCCCAGUCUCUGCCAAUCUAGCAAUUCAAAAACAUGCAAAUGGGAGUAGAUCAAUAGGUACCCCUUCGGCGGGAGGGUAACAGCACUCCAUGCAGUCAUGCCAUCCACAUGACCUAGGAGGCCUCACAACCUCUAAGGAUGCCUUCAAUAGAUGUGGGUGAAAUGUCAGGAGAGAAUGUUUCUGGAACAUAGCCAUACAGCCCGGAAAACUCAGAGCAAUCCAGUAAUUCUGGCCAUGAAAACUUUCGACAACACAUCAUCCUAUUUAUUUGUUUAUUUGACUUCCUGCUUUUCUCCCAAAUGGGACUCAAAGCGGUAUAUAAUUUAAAUGAAAAUAGAACUAAAGCAAUAUGGCAUACAGAAGUUGUAACUUCUGAGUCUGAGAAAUUAAUUGGAUGGAGAGAAAGUCCCCUCCUGAAAAUUAUGGGGAGAUACAGGAUUUUAAAUAGUUUGGACCUAAGCUGUAUAGAGCUUUCUAGAUCAAAAUCAUGCUACCUAGUGCAGUUGCUAGCAGUGAGGUGGGGAUGGGCAUUUUGCCACAGUUUCAUCGUAUAUACAAUAUACAAAUAUGUAUUAAUCUUGAUAGUUUUUAUAGUGAGUCAUGUUUAAUUACAUUCCAAGGGGGUGACUUUUCCAACAUCAGUCUUGUAAUACCAUCAGAAUACUCAGAAAUAGUUUUGCCAGUUCCUUUCUCUGAAAUAUAAUUACAGUAACUGGUAUUAAUUGAUGGUCUCCCAUUCAAGUCAUACGCUGAGCUAAUCCUACUUAGCUUCCAAGAUUAGACAAGAUCUGGUGCCUUUAAGGUAUUUAGGCCUAAAUAGAUAUAUCUAUAACUAUUUGAUAUAUGUUGUCCGGAAAAUAAUUCAUAUCAGGCUCUUAAGUUUAAAUUCUUAAUGUUCUUUUCAUUAAACUACCUAUUACAAUUAAAUUAUUAAAAGACCUUGAUUAAAUUUCUUUCUUUUAACAGGAGCCAAGGGAGAUUAACUUACAUAAUGCAGUCAAAUAAAAACAGUGAUAUACCCUCUGGGCACCAUUUCCAGAAAAUUUAUGGAAUUCUAUUAAUCUAACAAGGAAAAUAUCUGCAGAACCCGGGUAAUAACUUUCUGGAUUAAGUGGCUCAAGGAGGAAAAAAGAAAGAGGUAGGGCUCUGUUUACAUGGUGUAGCAAUUUUCAGAUGUGAAUGAUAUUCAUUGACAUUCACAAACUGGACUCUCCUUUGUCUAUCAUGCAAAAAACUAGCCACCGCCCAUGAUUGGGAGGAGGAUCAUAGAAUCAUAGAGUUGGAAGAGACUUAGAGUUCCAACAUAGAGUUGGAAGGGCCAUCUAGUCUAACCCUCUGCCAAGAAGGAGGAAAAUUGCCCCCAGAGCACCCAUGACAGAUGGUCAUCCAGCCUCUGCUUAAAAGCCUCCAAUAAAGGAGCCUCCACCACACUUAACCUCUGUUAAGCUCUGAGCUUUAAACAGUUGUUUUUUGGACUUCAACACCCAGGUUUCUUCAGUCAGCAUGAGCCAUGGACUUCAAAAGCAUUUUUAGAGAGACUUUUGGGGCCAGGGGGACUACAUUUUCUGAAUACUCUGGCUAGCAUUGCUAGUGGUUGUGCUAACUAUGAGUUUCUAGGAGUCAUGCAGGUGGCAUCAUAUAGGGAACUGUCUAUAUCAGGGGUCCUCAAACGUUUUAAACAGAGGGCCAGAUCACAGUCCCUAAAACUGUUGGAGGGCCAGAUUAUAUUUGAAAAAAAAAUGAAUGAAUUCCUAUGCACACUGACAUAUCUUAUUUGUAGUACAAAACACACUUAAAACAAUACAGUAAUUAAAAUGAAGAACAAUUUUAACAAAUAUAAACUUAUUAGUAUUUCAAUGGGAAGUGUGGGCCUGCUUUUAGCUGAUGAGAUAGGAUUGCUGUUGUUGUUGUGUGCUUUCAAGUCAUUUCAGAUUUAGGUUGACCGUGAGCGAGGGCCGGGUAAAUGACUUUGGAGGGCCGUAUCCGGCCCUUGGGCCUUAGUUUGAGGACCCCUGCUCUAUAAUCACUCAAUUUGUUAUCUUAUGAUUAUAUUCGGGCACCAUUAACACUAUCACACAGCAGUUUUGAAGUGGAACAUAGACCAGUAGAUAUGUGGUUUGUAUCAAUGGCAUGGCAGUGAGUUUUGGAGUAAACCAUGAUAACCCCCAUAGCCAUUCUCCAAAGAAAGUCUAAAAAUGCAACCAAUAUAAUGGUAUAUUAUGGCUGGGAAAUCAUUUCUUUUCCUCAGAAUUGAGAGACAGCAGAGAAAUUUGCAUAGGAGGACACAGGAAGUACUGGGCUUAUAAACAAAACAAAAUAGUGCUUCCCUUGCUAGCCCUAGAUCUGCUAUACCACUGUUUGCAUAUUUGUUUUUCCCCCUUGCUUGUUGCAGUUUUUGGAACUCAUAUCAUCAACUGCAAAGCUAAUUAUUAUUAUACAGGGAUCCAUUAUAGCAGAUAGCAUGGAGGAUCUAGGUGGAUUCCUGUGUCUGCCAUGCUGACAUACAGUAGCCCUAGUUACAUCUAUGUACUUAAUUUUAUGAAGAUUAUGGAAGGAGGUAUCCAGUACCUCAUUGUGCAACUCCCCUUGCCCUGGGCUUGCAACAGCAGAUGGGAGCCUUCAGGAAGCAUCUCCAUCCUGUGAUCUGUCUUCUGUCCUAUUGCAUGUCCAGAGAAGAAGCUGAGAGGGAAGGAGGACCACUAAUACUAAUAAUAAAUUUUGUUUGUACCCCGCUACCAUCUCCCCAAAGGGGACUCAGGGCAGCUAACAAGAGGCCAAGCCCAAAAUUACAGUACAGCAAAAUAAAAUGGUUGAAAUAACAACCUUGGGGGAAUGCCAUACAUACAAUGGUAGAGAUUUGAUGCUCUGGUGGCUGUUGGAUCUUGACAAGGCUUGUCAAGUCAGGACCAUUCCACACUUUGAGAUUUCAGGCCUACAAUUGACUCGUUGUAAUUCUCAGGAGGCUAGCACUGGUCAUGUUAUAAGGAUGAUAUUACAAAAGACAGCCAUCACAACUGCACAAAGUAGGCUAGUCAGAUGAAAAACCCUCAAAUGAGAUUCUCCAUCAGUGGUAUAGUUACACUUCAUGUUCUGAUCCAACCCUGAAACCCACCUUGGAAGUCAGUCUGCCAUCCUAAGCAAUGGAGUUUUGUUGGAUGCUUUGGAUUAUGUCACAAGCCUCCCCCACUGGUGAGUGACAGUGCCAACAGGAACCCCUGCAAAGUCUAGUCACAGCUCUGUUUCUGGUGAGAGAAACAUCAUUUGACUGCCUCUCACUCAGCAUAAUCGCUGUAUUUGGAAUGAUGGGCUGGCUUUUAAGGUAGACAGGUUUGUAUGGCAAUGGUACCAUGCGUGCAAAUGUGAAAUAGUUAUACAGUUGUAAGUAUAUUGUUACUAACUUAAUAAGAUGCCAGAUACCAAGUCUAUUAAAAGUGUGCUUAUAUAUUGACAUGCUUUACAAGGCAGUACUGCUGUUCUGAGAUUCUUUCGCCUCACGGAAGAGACUGGAGAAGAGGAUUCAAGCUCUGAGGUCAAGAAACCCUGAUUUCAAUCUUGGAAUCCAUUUAUUCUUAAACACUCUUAAUGGUUAAAGACUUUUGACACUUAAUGACUUCAACUUGUGUCUGAUUUUUAAACGGUUUUGUUUUGACUUGUCAAAUUAUUUGAUAUGCCUUUAUUUUGUUGAUCUUCUACUGUUUACAUUUCAAAUUGUUUUAAAAUGUUCUUAAUUGCUUUUAUUUGUACACUACCCUGAGAACCCACAACAGAGGACCAAACAACAUAAAUAUUUUAAUAAAAUAAAUGUUUAAAGA
This is a messenger RNA of Anolis sagrei ordinatus, 6490 nucleotides long. It is a transcript of the gene ST8SIA6, whose product is annotated as ST8 alpha-N-acetyl-neuraminide alpha-2,8-sialyltransferase 6. NCBI's taxonomy places the organism in Eukaryota, Metazoa, Chordata, Lepidosauria, Squamata, Anolidae. Gene Ontology annotation, biological process: oligosaccharide metabolic process; N-glycan processing. Gene Ontology annotation, molecular function: alpha-N-acetylneuraminate alpha-2,8-sialyltransferase activity. The record is from RefSeq and is a predicted model, not a curated record.